Naumovozyma castellii is the source of this 7245-nucleotide messenger RNA. RefSeq names its product phosphatidylinositol kinase family protein. Lineage: Eukaryota; Fungi; Ascomycota; Saccharomycetes; Saccharomycetales; Saccharomycetaceae. The transcript has a single exon. The record is from RefSeq and is a predicted model, not a curated record. The coding region runs from base 1 to 7245 and encodes 2414 amino acids.
AUGCAAGUAUGGAAUGAAAACAAUACGAUAUCGCUGUUGGACAGCGAAAAUAUGAGAGGUUUCCAUUUGGAAGCCGACACAGAAACACUGUUAAAUAGGCUCCUACAAGAGCUAAGAAGCCCGAUUCCACAGAGCAGAGUUGCUGCACAACAAAAAUUGAAAUUGUAUUUGAAUUUCCUCUCAAGAGAAGCCACUGUCGAACAAUUACAGAGCUUCGUAGAUAUUUUAAACCAACAACUUAGGACCUUGAUCGUUGGGGCAAAUAAAGCUAGCAAGAAUGAUAAAAUAACAACUAUAUUACUCAUUGAUGUUUUUAUUGAUUUUUACUCGAGAAAUGAACAAUUACCGAACUAUAUUGCAAAGUUAGGCAAGUAUCUACGUAUUCUUGUGCCAUCAACAGAUACUGAAGUUAGAAAAUUGGCUGCAUCGACUUUAGGAAAACUAGCUCUUCCUGGUCUUACGGUAACUUCCGAAUUUGUGGAGCAGGAAAUGAAGAUAUGUAUCGAAUGGUUAACCACCCUAUCAUCCUCAAACAAUGGUGACUCAAAGAGACAUGCAGCUUUACUUAUAAUAACGUCAUUGGCCAAGAACGCACCUUAUGUCCUAUUUCCAUAUGUCAAUUCGGUUUUGGAUAAUAUAUGGAAUACACUACGAGACUCUGAGGUUGAGGUUAGAUUUGAUGCAUCUUUUACAUUACUAAAUUGUCUGAGAAUCUUAGAAACAAGAGAUCCGAAAUUAAUGAAGAAUUGGUAUCAAAGGUUAAUCACAGAAUGCCUACAUGAAUUGAGCUCAGAGAAAAUCGAAAAUAUUCAUGGUUCAUUACUAAGUAUCAAAGAACUAUUGAGAUUAGACAAUAGUUUUCUUGAUAAACAACAAGACGUUAUUUUUAAUCAUAUAAUAAAAUUGAAGAAUCACCGGAGUGCCGCCAUAAGAGAGGAAAUAUAUUGCAACUUUCCAUUAUUGGCUGCAAAAAAUCCACACUUCUUUGCGGAAAACUAUCUGAGCCAAGUUAUGGUACAUUUAUUAUCAAUUUUAAGAAAUAUGGAUCCUUAUAUCAAACGCCAGACAGACGAAAAGCCUAUACUGAUUUGUAUUGCAGAUAUUGCAACCCAAGUAAAAUCAAGCAUAGCGCCAUAUCUAAAUAGCAUUUUUGAGAUCAUAACGAGUGAACUUCGACUUAAGGCAAAAAAUAGAACAUUCAUCGAAGAGGCAUUAUUUUACUCUAUUGGAAAACUAACUUUUGCCACAGGCCCAAAAAUAUACCAGUUCAUGAAUGAUUCAACAUUAGAUUUAAUUUUUAAUUAUCCAUUUUCAAAAGAAUUACCGGAGGUUUUACAAAUUAUAUUUGAGAAGUGUCCAACUUUGGAACCGCCAAUAAAAAGGAAAUUGCUAGAUACAAUAUCAAAUUCCCUUACAGGAGGACCCUUUGCUUAUCCAGGAUCACCAAUCUCUUUUAAAGAUAUAUCAUUACAGAAGGCACGGACAUGGCGAAAUAAGAAAGUUUUCUCAUGGUCGUCACAAAUAAAUGAUGACAUAAAUGAUUGCCAAUUAUUAUUGCAAUCAUUUGCAAUGCUUUCUGCUUUUACAUAUGAUGUUUCGCUUUCGGAUUUCGUCAGAUUUGUAACUGUGGAAUAUCUGGAGCAUGAUGAACCAAACGUUCGUGAACAGGCCGCUAUUACUUCUUGUGAUUUACUGGUAAGAGAUAACAUUUGUAAACAGACAUCUCAAUAUUCGUUAAAUUGCGUUUCGGAAGUUUUAAGCAAACUAUUAGUUAUUGCAGUUACUGAUCCCCUAGCUACUAUCCGAUUAUCUCUCUUAGAACAUUUGAAAACAAAUUUUGACCCACAACUGGCACAACAAGAGAACACCCAUUGGUUAUUUACAUUGUUAAACGAUGAAUCAUUUCCAGUUAAACUGGAAUCCAUGAAAAUUAUAGGAAGGUUAUCCCAAGUAAACCCUGCAUACGUUAUCCCAUUUCUUAGAAAAAUACUUUUGGACCUUUUAAUGGAACUAAAAUAUACAACCCAACCUAGAAGAAAUGAGGAGAUUAUUACACUACUAUGUGCUUUAAUUGCUUCUAGUAAUAAUGUAUCCAAAGAUUACAUCGAACCAAUUUUGGAAUCGUUGCUCCCUAAAGUUAACAAUACAACCCCAGUCGUCACAGCAAUGGCUUUGAGAACCAUUGGUUCUAUAUCCAUUGUUGGCGGCGAGAAAAUGAACGAGUACAGAAAGGAGCUGAUGCCACUACUUAUUAAUACACUUCAAGAUCAAUCUCAACCAUUCAAAAGAGAGGCAGCCCUAAAAGCCUUGGGCGAAUUUACAGAAUCUGCUGGUUAUGUUAUUGAUCCACUAUUAGAUUAUCCACCACUAUUGAAUAUUCUUAUGAAUAUACUGAAAACUGAUAACUCCCAAAAUAUACGAAGAGAAGUAAUUCGGACAAUUGGUAUUUUAGGUGCUUUGGAUCCCUACAGAUACAGAGAAGUAGAAGUAACAUCCAACACAACUGCCACGAUAGAACAAAAUGCUCCUUCAAUAGACAUUUCAUUGCUUAUGAAGGGAGUUUCAACCUCAAACGAGGAAUAUUCAUUAACUGUGGUAUUCAACAAUCUCAUUAAGCUCCUGAAAGACCCAUCUUUAUCAUCGCACUUCACAGCAGUAACACAAGCCAUAAUUCAUAUAUUUCAAAUCGUACAAUUACGCUGUGUGCCAUUUCUAGAAAAAAUUGUUCCAUGUAUAUUACAUGUAAUUGAAAUUUCUCCACAAUCCCUUACCGAUUAUUAUUUUCAACAAAUAGCCGAACUCAUAAUCACAGUUGGAGACCACAUUAGACCUCAUGUAGAUAGAAUAUUUGAGAGCAUCCAGAAGUUUUUUCCUACACAAAAUCUUCAAUUAACGUUACUAAAUUUAAUACAGGUAAUUUGUGAAGCCUUAGGGUCGGAAUUCAAGAUCUAUGUUCCACGCACUCUAACACUUUUUCUAGCUGUUUUGACUAACGAUUCAUCUACAGACAAGAUUGUUUCCAUUGAAAUAUUGAAAACAUUGACCGUUAUUAAUACAAACUUAGAGGAUUGUUCUCACCUUAUACUCCCAACAGUAAUUAAAUUGUGUGAGUACUCUUCUGGUCGGUUAAAGGAAACGUCUAUUAUUGUUUUAGGUAAACUUAUUGAAAAUAUUAAUAGCACUCCGAUGGCAUCCAGAAUAAUGCAGGCAUUAUUAAGGAACAUUAGAAGUGGUCAAGAACAAAUUAUUCAAUCAUCAAUGAACACAAUGUGCAUAUUGUUGCUCAAAUUGGGAACCGACUUUGCCAUUUUCAUUCCCGUCGUAAACAAAACCCUAGUCAGAAACAAAAUUCACCAUACUGUUUAUGACCAAUUGGUUGAAAAAAUAUUGAAUAAUGAACCAUUACCUGAAACAGUGAUAAUGGGGAAUGAAAAUUCUAUAAAUUUAAAAAACAAGCAGGAACCUACAAAAGUAACAAAAAAAUUAACAAUAAACCAACCACUAUUAAAGUCAACAUGGGAUUGCUCCCAAUUGGCAACAAGGGAAGAUUGGGAGGAAUGGUUGCGAAGAUUAUCUAUUCAAAUAUUGAAGGAAUCGCCUUCACAAGCUUUAAGAGCAUGUGCAGGACUGGCUGGCUUGUAUUAUCCACUGGCUAAAGACCUUUUCAAUACAGCUUUUGUAAUUAUAUGGACUGAGCUAUACACACCUUACCAAGAGGACUUAAUACAUUCAUUAUGCUUGGCUUUGUCAUCAUAUCAAAAUCCACCUGAAAUACAUCAAACCCUAUUAAAUUUGGUCGAAUAUAUGGACCACGAUGACAAACCAUUACCAAUAUCAAUUGAGACUUUAGGCGAAUAUGCUGAGAAAUGUCAUGCAUAUGCAAAAGCACUUCAUUAUAAGGAAAUAAUACAUAUACAAGAACCUUCUAAUUCAACAAUCGAAUCCUUAAUUAGUAUCAAUAAUCAACUAUAUCAGAAGGAUGCAGCUAUAGGUGUAUUGAAGAUUGCGCAGCAAAGUCAUGGACUAGAACUUCAUGAAUCAUGGUAUGAAAAGUUACAACGUUGGGAUGACGCUCUAGAAGCUUAUAAUAAGCGAGAACUCGCUGGUGAAACCUCAACAUCGAUAACAAUAGGGAAAAUGAGAGCAUAUCAUGCAUUGAGUGAAUGGGAAAAACUAUUUGACCUGGCGGAAGAAAAUUGGGGAAUAUCUGAUAAUACAGUCCGUAAAAUUAUAGCUCCACUAGCCUCAGGGGCAGCAUGGAGCCUGGGCAAAUGGGACAAGAUUGAACAAUAUACAAGUGUAAUGCGAGAAAGGUCUCCUGACAGAGAGUUUUUCGAUGCUAUAAUGAACUUGCAUCGAAACAAUUUUGAAAGUGCAAAAGCUAAUAUUUCUAAUGCGAGAGAUUUGUUAACAACAGAAAUAUCCGCGUUAAUCAACGAAAGUUAUGGGAGAGCAUAUAAAGUAGUUGUUAGAACUCAGAUAUUGACUGAAUUGGAUGAAAUUAUUCAAUAUAAGCGAGCUCAUAUAAACUCCGAAAAACGUAUGCUGUUAAGACGUACAUGGGAUAAGAGAUUACUUGGUUGCCAAAGAAAUAUUGACAUAUGGCAAAGGGCAUUAAGAGUGAGAUCACUAGUGAUUAAACCUAAGCAAGAUGUGCAAAUGUGGAUCAAGUUCGCCAAUUUGUGUAGAAAGUCAGGAAAGUUAGCAAUAGCUCAAAAGGCUCUGAAUACGUUACUAGAAGAUAACGACCACAGCCCUAGUUCGAAAGCUCUGCCACAAGUUGUAUAUGCGCAAUUAAAAUAUCUUUGGGUAACUUCUUCUAAAGAAGAAACACUUCGUAAUUUAAUCCGCUUUACUUCAAGCAUGGUACAAGAUUUAGGUUUAGAUCCGAAUAAUUUGAUUGCACAAAAUAUAUCACAGGAAUCAACUGUUUCACCAUCGCAUAUCGAAGAAUAUACGAAGUUGUUGGCUCGCUGCUUUCUGAAGCAGGGCGAAUGGAGAACUGAAUUACAACAAAAUUGGCGAACAGACAAUCCAGAUGCAAUUCUAGGUUCUUAUCUACUGGCAACUCAUUUUGAUAAGUCAUGGUAUAAAGCGUGGCAUAACUGGGCAUUAGCAAAUUUUGAUGUAAUCUCGACAAUAACCAAUAAUACUAAGAGUAUGGGUAAUGGAAGACGGCAAUCUUCAAUCCUCCUUCCUCCAAGUGAUAGAGGCAUCUUUACGGAAUCAUUUUUAAGUCGUCAAGAUGAAACGUCUUACUCUAGUGAAAUGUUACAACGGCAUGUUGUUCCUGCCAUUCGUGGAUUUUUCCAUUCAAUUGCUUUGACCAAUGGAAGUUCCUUACAAGAUACUUUGAGAUUAUUGACACUUUGGUUCACGUUCGGUGGUAUUCCAGUAGCAACCCAAGCCAUUCAUGACGGGUUUAAUUUAAUUAAGAUCGGGAACUGGUUAGAAGUUUUACCCCAACUAAUAUCGCGUAUACACCAACCCGACCCGAAUGUGAGUAGGUCGUUGUUAGCAUUAUUAUCUAAUUUAGGUAAGGCGCAUCCCCAAGCAUUGGUGUAUCCACUGACAGUUGCAAUAAAGUCGGAAUCUGUUUCAAGACAUAAGGCGGCACUUUCAAUAGUAGACAAAAUGAAAAUGCAUAGUCCAGUUCUUGUUGCACAAGCUGAGCUGGUCAGUCAUGAAUUGAUCCGUGUUGCAGUCUUAUGGGAGGAAUUGUGGUAUGAGGGAUUAGAAAAUGCAAGUAGAUAUUUCUUUGGUGAACAAGAUAUUGAGAAGAUGUUUGCCACAUUAGAUCCUUUGCAAGAACUUUUACAAGGUGAACCAGAAACAACUCGUGAGAUAUCGUUUAAGCAUAUGUUUGGAAGAGAACUAAAUGAUGCUAAUGAAUGGACAAUGAAUUAUAGGCGAACAAAAGAAAUAAAUAAUCUUAAUCAAGCCUGGGAUAUAUAUUAUAAUGUGUUCCGUCGUAUCAGUAGGCAAUUCCCUCAAUUACAGAUAUUAGAGUUACAGCACGUCUCUCCAAAGCUUCUUGAAGCACAUGAUUUGGAAUUAGCAGUACCUGGCACUUACAUCGCUGGCAAACCGAUUGUAAAGAUUGUAAAAUUUGAUCCAGUCUUCUCCGUUAUCUCAUCCAAACAACGACCAAGAAAAUUCUACAUUAAGGGUAGUGAUGGUAACGACUAUAAAUAUGUUUUAAAGGGACAUGAAGAUAUAAGACAAGAUAGCCUGGUAAUGCAAUUGUUUGGAUUAGUUAAUACUUUACUUCAAAACGAUACAAACUGUUUCCAAAGACAUUUAGAUAUUCAAAAAUAUCCAGCAAUCCCUCUAUCGCCUAAUUCAGGCUUACUUGGUUGGGUACAAAAUAGUGACACUUUUCAUAUCCUAAUCAAAGAAUAUCGAGAAUCCAAGAAAGUUCCUCUGAAUAUUGAACAUUGGGCUAUGCUUCAAAUGGCACCAGAUUACGAUAACUUGACAUUACUUCAAAAAAUCGAAGUGUUUUCGUAUUCACUUGAUAAUAUGAAGGGUCUUGAUCUUCAAAAAAUUCUGUGGCUAAAGAGUAAGUCCGCCGAAUCCUGGCUUGAGAGAAGGACUGCUUAUACUCGUUCUUUGGCCGUGAUGUCGAUGGUUGGUUAUAUUUUAGGAUUAGGUGAUAGACAUCCAAGUAACUUAAUGCUUGAUCGUGUAACGGGAAAAGUUAUUCAUAUUGAUUUUGGUGAUUGUUUUGAGGCAGCUAUAUUAAGAGAGAAGUAUCCUGAAAAGGUACCAUUCAGACUAACUAAAAUGUUAACUAGAGCUAUGGAGGUCAGUGGAGUUGAAGGUAGCUUUAGAAUUACUUGUGAAAAUGUUAUGAGGGUGCUACGAAACAACAAAGAUUCGUUGAUGGCCAUAUUGGAAGCAUUUGCCUUUGAUCCUUUAAUCAAUUGGGGAUUUGAUUUUCCAACUGAGAAAAUUCUAAAGGAAACUGAUAUUGUAUUACCUUCUACUCCACCAAACGAACUUUUCAGAAAUGGUAUCAUUACUUCAGAAGAAGCAUCAAAAUUAGAAGAAGAGCGUCAAGCUGAAUUGAGAACUGGAAGAGGAUUGUUGGUGUUACGUCGUAUUACAGAAAAAUUAACUGGUUGCGAUGUCCACAGGGAACGCGACCUUGAUGUUCCAACCCAGGUUAAUAAGUUAAUUAUCGAAGCUACCUCUGAUGAGAAUUUAUGCCAACAUUAUAUCGGUUGGUGUCCAUUUUGGUAA